UUACUAAAAAUCGAGAAAUUUUACAUCUUUUUGGUUGAUUAUGGCUAAUAAUUCGAAGAAAGAUUUGGAUCGGAUCAAAGGUCCGUGGAGCCCCGAUGAAGAUGAUAUGCUUCAGCAACUCGUUGAAAAGCAUGGCCCAAGAAAUUGGUCGCUAAUCAGCAAAUCCAUACCCGGUAGAUCCGGAAAAUCUUGUCGGUUACGGUGGUGCAACCAGCUGUCGCCGCAGGUGGAACACCGUGCGUUUACGCCGGAGGAGGAUGAGACGAUCCUCCGGGCACAUGCCCGGUUCGGUAACAAAUGGGCUACGAUAGCCCGGCUUUUGUCGGGUCGGACCGAUAACGCCAUUAAGAAUCACUGGAACUCGACUUUGAAACGGAAAUGUUCGUCGAUGACGAAUGAGGAGUUUAAUGAGUUUGCGAUCCAACAACCGUUGUUAAAACGGUCGGUUAGUGCCGGUUCGGCCGUUCCGGUUUCGGGUCUUUGUUUGAAUCCGGGUAGUCCAACGGGAUCCGAUAUCAGCGAUUCAAGCGUGCCUGCGUUGUCGUCAUCGCACGUGUAUCGGCCGGUUGCUAGGGCGUGUGUUACCGCCGGUCCGCAGAUCGACGUUGGAAUGACGUCGCCUCCGCGUCCUCCACCGCAACCGCCGGUAAACGAUCCUCUGACGUCGUUGAGUCUUUCACUUCCCGGAGUUGAUUCCAUCGAGGAGCCAACGGCGGCUCCGAUGCAGUUAAUGCCGCCGUCUCCGCCAUCUCCCGUUGUUCCAAUACCAGCGAUGCCGUUGCAGCAGGUUCCGGCGAAUCGCAUUCAAGACCUAAACCUAAACAACGACGGAGAGUUGAUGACAACGAUUCCGGCAGCCAUAUCGUCGGCGAUGCAGCAGCUUGAGGUAUCGCCGGCGGAGAAGGCGUUUGAGCCAUUUAGUGCGGAAUUUUUGUCAGUGAUGCAAGGUAUGAUAAGGAAAGAGGUGCGGAAGUAUAUGAGAGGUCUGGAGCAAGGAGGAGGGGGAAUGUGUAUGCAACAGGCCAGCAAUGGCGAUGGGUUUGGUAGAGUGACCCGACCCGGGAUAAAGAAGAUCGAUUAGGGUAGUUUUGAAAAGGAGUAGUUGGGAAGGAAAGGGAAAGAGAAAGGAAGAAUCUUUGUUGAUUUCUCCAUCUGUUAAUUUUAUAAAUAUUGAUCUCCGUUCUGCUUUUCUUUUUCUUUUUUUUUUGAAUUAAAAAAAGAAAGAAAUAAAAUUGUACAGAAGGAAGGAGAGACAGAAAAGAGUUAAAUGACGAGGUUUAUAUGAAACUACAACCAAUCAAAUUCUUGUUUUCAUGUUUUUAA
Molecule: messenger RNA, 1323 nt
Organism: Cynara cardunculus var. scolymus (artichoke)
Lineage: Eukaryota; Viridiplantae; Streptophyta; Magnoliopsida; Asterales; Asteraceae
Product: transcription factor MYB44-like
Exons: 1
Coding region: 41-1081 (346 amino acids)
Biological process (GO): regulation of DNA-templated transcription
Cellular component (GO): nucleus
Molecular function (GO): DNA-binding transcription factor activity, RNA polymerase II-specific; RNA polymerase II cis-regulatory region sequence-specific DNA binding
Source: RefSeq, a predicted model, not a curated record